AUGGCUGCCAGCAGCGACGACUUGUUCGAACUCGGGGAUGACGAGUUGAUAGAAUUAGACAUCACCCCAAGCAGGCCUCACAAUGCUGCCGAGCCGUCUUUGUUCCUCCCGAGUCCUUCGGCACCUCCAGCGUUUCCUCCUCCCCGUCCCAGAUCUCGCCAAACCGCUCGCCCUAAUGCGGGACGCCCGAUAAGAUCUCGACGAAGCAGAGCGCCCCAACCGCAUCCCGAUCAUCAUUUACGCAAUAUACUGGCACCGGAACUGCCCCAGCCAGCACCCGUCAUCGAUCUUACAGAAGAGCCGGAUUCGCCAGUACAAUCGCGAGCGAGAGCCCCAUCGGUACAAACGUCACAGAAUACGAGAAACCCCCGAAGAACGAACUCGCAACGUAUAUCGCCGCCUCAGUUGGCGCGAACGGACGGGACAUUUGUCGGCCGGUCGGCAAACGUCAUUGACCUUACUCUGGACUCUCCCGAAGAAGAGCGGCCUUCACGACAUCAUCCCCAUGCGCGUAUGUUUGCCAGGUCCGACGAGCUUAUUGAGCUGGAGUUCCUAGCCCAACAACCAAUUCAAAAUUUUACAUUUGGCCCGUUGAGGAGACUGGCUGGCAUCCUGGGUGUGGGUGCUGGAUUUAACCCGCCUACCCUUGACAUUUCACGCAAUGCUUUCGCUCGCCCACCUAGUCCCAAGCCACGCAUGGAUACGCCUCCGCCGGCCCGAGAAGGCUUCACCCGCAACACCUGCGCUGAACCUGAGAAGGAGUCUGAAAGCGUGGUUAUCUGCCCGGCUUGUAACGAGGAACUUGCUUAUGACCCUACAGGGAGUGUGACGCAGAGCGCGGUUGGUACUACGAAAGGGAAGCGCAAACGAGCACCUGGAGAGCAUCACUUCUGGGCUCUAAAGAAGUGCGGACAUGUCUACUGUGCCGAUUGCUUUGAAAAUAGAAAACCCACCAAAACGAAACGUGACGGUGUAGGCUUCCGAUCUCCAGACGGAAGGCCUCCGCAUGCUGCAGCUAACGACCUCCGUUGUGCUGUUGACGAUUGUGACUCCAAAGUGUCUGCUAAAACGGAGUGGGUCGGAAUUUUCCUCUAG
Molecule: messenger RNA, 1095 nt
Organism: Fusarium coffeatum
Lineage: Eukaryota; Fungi; Ascomycota; Sordariomycetes; Hypocreales; Nectriaceae
Exons: 2
Coding region: 1-1095 (364 amino acids)
Cellular component (GO): SUMO-targeted ubiquitin ligase complex
Molecular function (GO): ubiquitin-protein transferase activity
Source: RefSeq, a predicted model, not a curated record